ACUGUUCAUUCUGUCAAUAUUUUAAAAGAUGGGUUUACAAGUUUUAAGAUUAUGUGCUGUUAUACUUGUCAUCAUAGCAUGUCUACAGCCAAUUAUAGCAUAUGUGAGCAACCGCUGUUUCCAGAGUAAUCGAGGGUUAUCUCAUGGCUGUAAUCUCUCUAUAUUACGCCGGUUUCCUUACAACAAUGCCUUCGUGAAACCAUGCAAUCGUCAUAACAUUUGCUACCGUUGUGGUUCAAAAUUUAGUAAAACCAGAUUAUACUGUGACCAUAUUUUCUUACAUGACAUGCUGGAAGUAUGUAAAAGGAUGCCAUAUCUAAGGAUAGCAAGAUGCAAAUCAUAUGCAGGCCGUGUAUACUAUAAAGCUGUUCGUGUUGGAGGUUUAUUCUUCUUUAGAAAGACACCAAAGUACGAAUGUAGCCAACGCUGGGUGCGCAGUUGUUUUGCAUGA
Messenger RNA from Mytilus trossulus (common blue mussel), 451 nucleotides. RefSeq lists its product as uncharacterized. Lineage: Eukaryota; Metazoa; Mollusca; Bivalvia; Mytilida; Mytilidae. The record is from RefSeq and is a predicted model, not a curated record. The coding region runs from base 29 to 451 and encodes 140 amino acids. The transcript has 3 exons. Gene Ontology annotation, molecular function: A2-type glycerophospholipase activity. Gene Ontology annotation, biological process: phospholipid metabolic process; arachidonate secretion.